AGCUAUGCAACAGAAAGAGCGGCGGACUAGGCCGUAUCUUCUUAGAGUCUAACAAUUACGGAGCGAACCGGCAUCGGCUCAGUCUGCAUCUUUCUGCAAGAUUCUGGGUUGGUCAUAAGCCAUGGGAGUAGCCUUGACUAGAGCAGCUCAGUGGACCACGGCUGGAUCUGGAACCGGCACAUUAGAAAUUACCCCCCUGAACGAAUCUCUUUUAAAUGAAAUUAUCAAGUUUACAGAAACAUUUAGUAGCAAGCAUCCCCCGGAAGCAGCCUUUGUCUUUAAAGAACCACUUGAAUGGCAUACACAACUAGAACCAUCUGCAUUUGAGGCAGGCUAUGAAGUCAGUGAAAAAACUGUCCAGUCUCAAGAAAGAGACAAAAAUGGACAGCCACUGCUCCUCCUCAAAGGAUCAACUAUUAGCGUUCGCAGUUUUGGGCAGCUGUCUCAUUUACUCUCUGUUGCUGGGAAAAAAAGACUAAAAGAAGCACAGGCAUGUCUUGAAGCCAACAGAGAUCCCAUUGUGAAAAUCCUUGGCCCUGGAUAUGGAACAAUUGAAGGAGAGGAUUUGUCCAUGCUUCGUUUACUAGACAAAAUUAAAAAGGAUGAUGCAUCAGACAAUGAAAUUAAAAUGAAAAUUUCCCUACUACUUCAGCAAUUGGAUAUGCAGUUGCUGAACAGCUCGCUGAAACAGAUAUCACAAGAAGUGAGAUUAACACCAACUGCUGUGAAAAAUGAAGUAGAAUUGCUUAAGCAUUUCUCUGGGACAAUGGAAGAUGCAGUUCUUGAAUCACUAGACUAUUUAUCAGACUAUGAAUUCUUCAAUGGAUGCCGUGCCCCACCUUGGAGACAAGUACAUGGGGAAAUUUGUUAUUUAUCAAUUAAACCACGUGACACAGAUAUUAUGUUUGUUACUUGUAGCACAGCAGGAGUAUUCUUAAAUGGAGGAAGAAGCAAUGAGAGAGAUGAGAUUGAUUAUGAGAGGAAGAGUGACAUACAUAAAGAUCUUGUCACAUUUUUAAGAGAACGAUCAUCAGCAUUUACAGAAAAUAUGGCUAAACAGAAAUACACAUUUUUUGAUGAACCAAAGUAUGAAAAGCAUUAUCAGCAUAUGGAAGCAGUUGAGGCAGAUGAAUAUGGCCAAGCCCCAAAAUUUUACGACUAUGCAGAAAAGAAUGUUUUUGAAAAGCCUAAGAGUCCUCUUGUAAAAAGUAAAACUCCUGACAGCAAGAAAUUAGAACCAUCUCUUAAGUGGAAGACUACAACAGGCGCUCGAGAAAGCAAAUCAGCAAGAAAAUCCGAUGAAAAAGAAAUCAAGCAUGCCACUCCAGAAAGCAAGAAAAGAUCCAGUGGAACACCAACUGCCUCUCUUAAAAGUAAACCUCCACCAAAAAUUGAAGAUGCAAGUGAAAGUUCUUCUGAGAGUGAAGAAGAGGAUGAACAGCCUGAACGCCAUCAGGAAAUUAAUACUGAUUUGCCAUCAGAAUAUUGGCAGAUUCAAAAAUUAGUGAAAUAUAUAAAGGCAGGUAACCAGACGGCUACUGUAAUUGCAUUGUGUUCAAUGAGAGAUUUCAACUUGUCUCAAGAAACAUGCCAGUUGGCAAUUAGAGAUGUUGGGGGUCUCGAAGUGCUGAUUAAUUUGCUUGAUACUGAAGAAAUCAAAUGUAAGAUUGGUUCAUUAAAAAUCCUGAAGGAAAUUAGUCAAAAUGCUCAGAUAAGACGUACGAUUGCUGAUCUUGGAGGAUUGCAGAUCAUGGUUAAUAUACUUGAUUCUCUAGAUCAAGAUUUGAAGUGUUUGGCUGCUGAAACAAUAGCUAAUGUAGCUAGGUUCAAACGAGCCCGAAGAACAGUCCGUCAGCAUGGUGGAAUCAAGAGACUGGUUGGGCUGUUAGACUGUUCUGCAAGCCUCAAUCAGCUUCAGGGAAAAGAAAUUGAAGUAGCACGUUGUGGUGCUUUGGCACUGUGGAGCUGCAGCAAAAGCGCUAGGAAUAAAGAAGCAAUCCGUAAAGCUGGAGGCAUCCCUCUGCUGGCUCAGUUACUGAAGUCUCCUCAUUCAAAUAUGUUAAUACCUGUGGUAGGAACUUUGCAAGAGUGUGCCUCUGAGCCCAGCUACAGACUAGCAAUAAAACAAGAGAAAAUGAUUGAAAAUCUUGUGAAAAAUCUGAACAGUGAAAAGGAAGAAUUGCAAAUGCAUUGUGCCAGUGCAAUCUUUAAGUGUGCUGAAGAUCAAGAAACUCGUGACCUUGUUAGGCAACAUGGAGGCCUGAAACCUCUUGCUACUUUAGUUGCUAAUUCUGGAAAUAAAGAACUUCUGGCAGCAGUGACUGGAGCAAUCUGGAAAUGUGCAAUCAGCAAAGAAAAUGUGACAAAAUUCCGAGAAUACAAAGCCAUAGAAGCUUUGGUUGGCUUGCUAACAGAUCAGCCAGAAGAGGUUCUUGUAAAUGUGGUAGGUGCCCUUGGUGAAUGUUGUCAGGAACAAGCCAAUCGGACCAUUAUCCGUAGAUGUGGUGGAAUCCCAUCUCUUGUUGCCUUACUCACUGGAACCAAUCAAGCUCUUCUUGUGAAUGUGACUAAAGCUGUGGGGUCUUGUGCAACUGAACCAGAAAAUAUGGCGAUAAUUGAUCGCUUGGAUGGUGUUCGCUUAUUAUGGUCAUUGUUGAAAAAUCCUCACCCAGGUGUUCAGGCCAGUGCAGCCUGGGCUAUUUGUCCUUGUAUUGAAAAUGCAAAGGAUGCUGGUGAAAUGGUUCGUUCAUUUGUUGGUGGUUUGGAAUUAAUUGUUAAUCUUUUAAAAUCUGAAAAUAAAGAAGUUUUGGCAAGUGUGUGUGCUGCUAUCACUAACAUAGCAAAAGAUGAAGAGAAUUUAGCUGUUAUAACAGAUCAUGGUGUUGUUCCUUUAUUAUCCAAAUUAGCAAAUACAAACAAUGACAAAUUAAGACGGCAUUUAGCUGAUGCCAUUUCUCGCUGCUGCAUGUGGGGAAGUAACAGGAUUGGUUUUGGAGAUACCAAAGCUGUUGCCCCUUUGGUACGUUACCUGAAAUCAAGUGAUCCGGAGGUUCAUCGAGCUACUGCACAAGCACUGUAUCAACUGUCAGAGGAUCCCAACAAUUGCAUUACUAUGCAUGAAAAUGGAGUGGUGAAGCUUCUGCUGGGUAUGGCAGGCUCUACGGAUGAAACUCUUCAGGAAGCAGCAGCUGGUUGCAUAGCAAACAUCCGCAGGCUGGCUCUGGCUGCAGAGAAAGCUAAGUAUGGCUGAAACUCGAAGCAGCUUUUAUCAGGCCCUGUAAGCUUUUCCUGUCUAAUGUACUAUGCUAGCUCAGAUUGAUGGGCAAAGAAUGAUUGAGAAUGUCUCAGAAAUAUAUAUUUUCAGUUAUUUGUUUUAGUGUGGCAUACCUAAUCAAAAAUAAAUUGAUGCAAAAGUGAAAUAUAAAGUAAAAAAGUGCAUGAUAUUUUAGCAUUUACCCGUAUUACUGUAUUUUAAAAAUUAUUCAUAUUUUAUUGCUUCCACUGGAUAUAUUUGACAUAACCCAAAUACAUCACUAUAUGUCCAAAAGCAUUGUAAAUCUAAUAAUGCUGCCUUUCUUCUUGUUUGGAACGUAUUUCCUUUCAUUGUAUGUGGCUGUACAAUUUUUUGCUAAUGUGUUGAGCUAAGUCUGUCUAAUUGUUCCAUUAUUAUGAUUUUCCUUAGUUAAGUACUAACAAAUCUCAAGAGCACUACAUUCACAUAUGCCAGUUUCACAUCUGAAACUAUACAAGGACUUUAACACAUGGACUUUCCUACAUGUUCCCAACGUUCCCUCAAAUACCCGGAUUUUAGUACUUUAAUACUAUCUGUACCGACAAGGUCAAUUAAUUUGAUUAGAAAUACAUAGUGAUCCAAAUACAAGUUUAAGUCUUAAAACUCACAAUUAGAUAUAUUAAACCUAUUUAAAACAAAUAGGCAUUUUCUACUUCAUUACACUAUCUCUGGCCAUGUCCUGUUUUUAGCUCAUGGUACUGCUACACUGCAAAUCCAUGCUAGAUAAUCAAUUUAGAAUCAUGGCUUUUCCCAAAGAAUGUUGGAAAUUACAAUUUGCAAAAGGUGUGUACAAAUCAUUGUUCCAUGUUUCUAGAUUCCUUCACAUUUCCAAGAUCCCUUAUGGGCUUUCUACCAGAUUCGAUCUGUGAUAUAGCCAUGCCCAUAAUUAACUUCCUUAUGGAAGUAGUUGCUACUGAUGCAAUUCCUGUUGACUAGCUUUUUCUCUAUAUUGUAUGUAGGAAAAUUUAUAAAUAUCACUCUAUAUUAGCAAUUCUUCCCUAAAGACUUUAGCCUUAUUAAAUAUGUGAGAUGGAUAGUUAUUUUCAAGUAUUAAUUUCCUUUUCAAUUGCAAUAAAUACCUUUUCUUUAUCAACCUUGUCAAAUCAUUGAAAGCCUAACUUUUUAAUAUCUGCUGUAUAAAGAUUUGUAUCAAGUCAUACAGUUUAAGUAUUUGGAAUAAGAUGAGUAAGUUUUGCAAAAUGAAAU
Messenger RNA from Protobothrops mucrosquamatus (brown spotted pit viper), 4498 nucleotides. RefSeq names its product armadillo repeat containing 4 (gene ODAD2). The coding region runs from base 122 to 3250 and encodes 1042 amino acids. The transcript is spliced from 20 exons. Lineage: Eukaryota; Metazoa; Chordata; Lepidosauria; Squamata; Viperidae. Gene Ontology annotation, molecular function: protein binding. The record is from RefSeq and is a predicted model, not a curated record.